UUCUGCACAUCACCUUUAGAAACCUCAGUAAAUCAGAAAAUAUUUCAUUUUUUUUCAUGGCACUAACAGGUUUUUUAUUCUAUUUAAUACAUUUAAAAAUAAUAAUAUCAAAUUAGUCACUUAAAAUGUUAAUGUAACUUCUCUUGCGAAAUUAACUAUGCUUUUUUAUGGUAACCAUGAUUUUGGUGUAUUGAUUACCAUUGGCAAAACCAUGUUUACUGCAGUAACCACGCAUGGUUUAACUAUGGUUUUUGCAGCAAAAUCAUGGUUAUUUUUGGUAACCAGUUUAACAAUAGGGACCAUGUUUUUAACUGUAGUAAAACUAGUUAAUUUUUGUAAGGGUUUGGUGUUGAAAUUUAGAAGCUGCAAGAAGAAAGACAUUUUUUAUACUUUAGAUUAAAAUAAAAAUAUUCAGCAACUUUACAGGGCAUCAGGAAUUAUACAAACCCAAAUACUGCUGAUUCUAAUCUAAACCAACAUAGUUCAAUGCUUUUUUGUGUGUUGCUAUGUUUUUGCUAUGUGUCCAAUUAAAUGCAUCUUUGUAAAAGUGACAAGUUGUGAACAUAGUGCACAUGAAAUCCUAUUAGAAAUAGUAUUACUAUUAAUCAAUAGAAAAUUGGCAAAAAGAGAGAAAGUGGUGGCCUUGGAGCUUUUUGUAGGUUUUUUUUUUUUUUUUGAUGGGGAGAUCAGGGCAUUACAAUUCUAGUUCAAUUAUCUUUAAAAAAAUAAAUACAAUAUAAUAUAGAUUAUUCAUACUGUAGAUAUUCAUUACAUUACCCUCUAUAAAGUAGGCAUAUAGCCUAUCAGCAUCAUUGGUAUACAUGGCAGUCAUAAUAAUCAUUGCAAUUCAAGUCUUAUUUUAAGUUAUUGGACGUUGAAAGGCAAUACAAUAAAACAAUGAUAUUAUGAUAAAUAUAAAAAGCACAAUAUAUAGACAUAAUAAAACAUAGAUCGCGCAUUGAUCCCUUUGAUCUGUUGCUGUGAUUCGUCAACGGCGCUGCCAUAUGAGUCCUGUCAAUACUGCACUAUAAACACUCAUACAAGUGAACGAGGGAGCUGCGCCUUUUCUGGAUAAACAAUAACGUUUAAAUUUCUCAACCGAUUAAAAUGAUUUACAAUCUUUGUUAACAAAAACAAUUGUUUCUAAUUAUUUAAUGAAAAUAUAUAAUUUUAAUGGGGGGAAAAAAUCGUAAACAGGUAGCAACUAAAAGAAACAGCACUCCUCAUAUUUAUUUCCUCUCUUUGUUGUUUCCAUACAGCAAGUUCGUUUAAUUUGCUUUUGGCAAAUGUAGAAAAUAUUCUCUAAUUGAGCCUGUUAUCAUGUAAAGCCUAUAGAUGGCACUAUGGUAAAUGAUACAAUUACCCUAUAUUGAAGACAGUGUACGUCGAGGCUGUGUUAAACACGGAUUUGUUGAAAGAUUUAUCAAACAAAACACCAAAGGUAAUUUAAUCUACAUGAUAUAAAAAAUGAAGGUUCUUUCUUAUUGUGAAUUUUUUUAUAUCACAUUUUUUGUUUGUCUUGAGCUGCAGAUCAUAAGUGAACUUUAAAUUAUAUUACAUUAGGGAUAUCUCUGACGUCAUCUCGCUUAUAAAAACCGAUGACGCAACCACAAUUCUAUUUCUACUUUUGCUCAGCUCGUGCUUAGUUGCGUCUUGCAGACAGAAAAUGGAAAAAUAUUUUUCAAAGCCUUAUUUUCUCCAACCAAUCGCCAAGGUCGAUGACCUGAGCGUUUUUCAAUCGGGAAGAAUUCCACUUCCUCCCAUUUGUGGCAAGGUAUGAGAGAUAUGUACGUAUGUUAUGUUUGGUAGCUUAGAAAGUAACAAAAUUAGUAAACAUAUUUUUUAACACUCCUUAGCCGAUCAGCCAGGUCGAACAUCUUAUUCAUGCUGACCUGAGCGUUUUUGAACUGGAAAGAACUCCGCUUCCAUCAAUUAAUGCCAAGGUCCAAGCUCAAAAAGCUUUACACCUGGGAACUCCUUAUGGAAAAACCACUUUCCAGUCAUCGAUGGCACACAAUAUAACCACCGAGCCUCAGCUACCAGCAGCAUGGAGUAUUCAUGACAUCUUCACUGAGGUCCCCAACAAGUCUCGCAAAAUCAUCAAGAGAACACUUAAAGAAAAGCACAUUUCCAAGAGGAACAUGUGUCAUAUGGUUCAGCAGACUGUGGAGUGGGUACGAAUGUUGUGCAUGGAUGUGGUCCUUCCUGCUCUACUUCUCUGCCUGAUACAAGAGGACUGCAUGAAAAAGGAGGCCCAAUUGCACCAAAAGAGGGCUGGCAAGUGUAUGCAGAUUAACAGUGGUGAGAUCUUGAACAGAUCCACUGAAGAGGCAAAAAUGAUUGGAGUGAACAUUUUUCUGUGCAUGAUGGAUUGCUUGCACAGCAAAAAUGCAUCAGUUCGGUCAGAUGCCGAAGGGUCAGCAAGCAGCCAGAUGACUUCAGGGAACCGCAUCAGCAGGGAGACGAUCCAUAUGUUUACUGCGGAUUUAAUGAGCUGCGUUUACCAGGAACUUCUUGACAACGACAUGGGCAAGGCAUAUCCUCUCAAAAACCUGUGCUCUGAGACCAACACAGAGGCUCAAAACUCCUCACGCUGGGAAUUCUACUGGUCCGUGCUUCAUCACUUCUUUCAGCAGGCAGCGAAGAACCAUGUGGGAUCAUUCCUGGGAUUGCCAGACUUCCUGCUUCAAGAUGGCCCCAGCAACAUGGAGGAAAUCUGGCAAGCAUGCGGACUGGAGACAAUGACCAACGCAGAAAGAACCUCUCUGAAUGUGCUCACCAAAAUAGUAACGGACAUCGGCAUGGAUAAAAUCAGUGACGCCAUUGAAGAUCCAUUGUGCAGUGCUGAGAUUGUUAGGCAAGGUGAGAAGUCAUUGGCUCAGUAUUUUAAUGUUGCUACCAGCCGCCGUGAGGAGACUGAGCGACCAGAAGUUUUGGGAAGUUCACUGAAACCUGCUACACCGGAGCCCGAGAAAGUGUUCAACCCAAGUCCUCAAAUUCAGGCAGAAUCCCUUAAGACAGCAGAGGAUGAACAGCUUAAGGAGAUACAUGGCAGAUCUUCAUCUUCUGCGGAUGCGCUGCUGGAUCUUGAUAAGGAGCUGGAAGAACUUUUAAGAAGUUCACCUAAGCCUGCUACUCCAGAGCCUACGAAAGUCUUCAGCUCAAGUGGUCCAAUCCAACUGGAGCCCCUUAAAUCAUACAAGGUCUCAGAGCCUAAGAAUUUACCUGGGGAAUCUUCAGCUCCCACUAGGAAAUUGCUCGACAUUGAUGAUUUGUUUGAACAGGAGCUGGAUGAAUUAGAAGGUUGGGGAUGCUCAACUAAGCUUGGUACUCCAGAGCCAAAAUUAGUUGUGCAUUUACCUGGUGAAUCUUCACUUGAUCGGGAGCUGGGAGAACUUUUGAGAAGUUCAUCAAAGUCUGCUACAACAGAGCCUACAAAGGUAUACAGCUCAAGAGCUAAAAUACAUGCAGAAUCCCCUCCAUCAAGAGAGGACAUAGAGGUUGAGCAUACAAAUCCCGCUCCCACUGAUUCACCACCACAGCUUGAGGAUUCACUUCACCAGUCUCAAGCUCCCACUGGUAAACGCCGUCGGAAGUUAAAGAACAGAUGUAAAAGCCCUGUUAGCCAAGGUCGCAGAGAAAAACGGCAUCGGGAAGAAACCAUGAAAGAGGAAAAUUCCUUAUUUAGAGCUUCUGAACUGCCAAUUGCCAACCCCCAGGGUUUCAUUUUGCCACAACAGUUUUUAGGCCGCGUCAUUGAUGGCCUGCUUACGAAACUUCAAUGCACAUAUAACAUCAGUGUUCCUGGGAUCUACCUUUAUGAUGUUAUUUUCAGCAAACUGGUGCAAGAACUGGGAAAUCUGGCAAGAGUUCAUGUUGUUAAAAACAUCCAACAGUUGUUUCACAAUGAAGAUGAGAUCAUUCUUCGGAUUAUAAAUGAAGCUCAUGCCAUUGUGAAAGAUAAGGGCUACUUGAGGGCAGCAUGGCAGGAUCAUGAGAUGUCAGUAAAUUACCUCACAACGGUUGUGUCUGCGGUCAUUCUUGACUACACAGUGCUUGGUGGGUGGAAUCAGAAGACUGACCAAACUGAAGAUUUCGCCAUCCCAGUUCAUCCAAACCUGACGGUGAAAGAAAAGUGCCGCAACUUCCUGUCACGGAUGAGACAGUCCCUACGAAAGGUCUUUUGUUUUAAAUGAAGGAUCCGAGUAGGAGAACAGUAUUAAGUUUUCUAAACCUCCUCUUUACUUAGAAUUUAGAAUUUACUUAGAAUCUCUUUUGUGCAUUUAAUUUUUAGUAAAAAUUUCUGUAUAUAGUUG
Molecule: messenger RNA, 4316 nt
Organism: Paramisgurnus dabryanus
Lineage: Eukaryota; Metazoa; Chordata; Actinopteri; Cypriniformes; Cobitidae
Source: RefSeq, a predicted model, not a curated record